Molecule: messenger RNA, 3367 nt
Organism: Eublepharis macularius
Lineage: Eukaryota; Metazoa; Chordata; Lepidosauria; Squamata; Eublepharidae
Gene: SGO1
Product: shugoshin 1
Exons: 10
Coding region: 173-2173 (666 amino acids)
Cellular component (GO): chromosome, centromeric region
Source: RefSeq, a predicted model, not a curated record
ACGCGGGGAAGCGAAGGCGGAGGGAGGAAAAAACAAAAGCAGCCAACGGCUGUUUGGCCGCCUGCUCCGGCGCACGCGCGCGGAGUGGCGCUGGCUCGCCUGAAGUAACGCGCGGGGAGAGCGAGAAGCGACCGUCGCGCGGAGCCGCAAGCGUCACUUAGACAGGCAGAACAUGGCUAGAGAAAGGUGCUUGAAAAAGUCAUUUAAGGACAGCCUGGAAGACAUAAAAGAACGCAUGAAAGAGAAGAGAAAUCAAAGAUUGGCCAGGCUGGGCAAAUCAUAUGUUCUAGGCAAAUCAAAUGCAGUUCUGUCUGCCAAGGGUAUAAUUGCAGAUGACACUUCUAUGCAGCUGAAAAAUUUCAAAGCAAAUAAUAGAGCAUUAGCUCUGGCUUUAGAAGAGGAGAAAAGCAAAAUGAGAGAAGCACAAGAUAUCAUUCUGUAUUUACGGAGAGAAUAUCAGUCACUGAAGUUUCAGACGUUUGUCUUGCAAAGAAAGAUUGAAUUGCAGCAAAAAGAAGACGCUGAGGCUAGAUUAUUGACAGUGAAGAACGUUAUUUCUAAUGCUGUUCAAAACCUCCUUGAGGCAGCCAAUCUCCUUGGUCCAGCAAAGGAUUUAUGUACCACAGAAGCUAACCAGACCUUGUGUGUCCCAGCGCUUGAAGAAUGUGACUCCAAUUAUGGAAGAAACCAAACUGCCAUGACACUUCUAAAGCCUGACUUCACUAUAGAUGCAAAUAGGCAAGAAAAAACAUUCACAAGUGAAAUAGAGGAUAAUACAGACAAAAAUUCUUUAAAUUUUGCAUCUGAUUGCUGGCAGGAUGUGGAAAACAUCCCUACAGCCCUAACGCCGAAGGCGAAUAAAGGUUGGCCAAACAGUUCUAAUGAGGACUAUCACCAAAAUGAGAGCAUAAACAUUUCAUCAAACAAAAAGAAUAAGCAACCUGGUAAUUUCUUGCCUAAAAGCGUAUCUACCCGGCGUCGCUAUUUGAAGAUCCAAAACCAGACUGAGUUUUGUGUUUCUGAUGGUAACAAUUUAGAAAUAACUGACCAGAUUAAAGAAUCUUAUGAGCAAGAAAAAACUAGACCUGAGGAAGGUUUAAAGAUGACCAAUGAAGAAAUGCAUCUUUGUGAAGAGAAUAUAUAUCAUACAAACACAGAUCAAAGCCUGGCACACUCAUAUAUGCUGACUAAAUCUAAUAUCUCAGCAGCAGAUCUAAAGGAAACUGAUUUUAAUCGUCUUGGUGAUUCUCAAACACAGAAAGAGAGAGGUCAGAAAAGGAAACUGGAAGAAGUGAAAAAUCGUUCCAGAAUAAGAUCAAAAAAGAAAAGUCAGAGUAAACAUUCUUGUUCCAAAGAGAAAACAAAUUCAUCUGUGUGUCCUGGUGAUGCUUAUGACUUUAUUUUUGAGGAGAGCAUCCAUGUUACACCUUUCCGACAAAACAAAGAAAAUGAUGACAUCAUGGACAACAAAAGUUUCACAGAAGAAAAGUGUAGUGAUUCAUUUACAUCAGAAGAUGAUUCUGAUGACAGUCUCUAUGUGCCUUACAAAAACAAGUCAAAAUCUAGGAAAACAUUAAGCUUUGGAAGUGAUGCAGUCCCAGUACACACAAGACCACGAUUGAAAAAGACUGUUUUGGAACAGCAUGAAAGAACUACUGAUGGGAAGAACCAGAAUGCUGAAAAUGCAAAGUGUACAGAUAAACUGACUAGUGAAAGCAAAUAUAGUGGAUCUAAUGCCGUAAUGAAAAUUGCUGAAGAAGUUCCAUGUUCCAUUCUCACUGUAGUAGACAAAGAAAAAGAACACAAGAUUAGCUCUUCCUUUGAAAAUAUCAGCUUUAAAACAGAUAGACCUUCUGAAGGUCUUCAAAAGUUGCGUCAUCUUGGCGAUAUCACCAAUCUUACACCAUCCUCUACAAAAAUCAGAGAUUCCCUUCCUCCUGUCGCUACUGAGGAAAAAGAUUCUAUUCAUCAAAAACGCCGAUGUACAGUUAGCAUGUGCUAUAAGGAGCCACCUAUCAACAGGAAGCUUCGAAGAGGAGACCCUUUCACGGAUACUGGUUUUCUGAAUUCUCCAAUUUUUAAGGAGAAGAAAAGCUGCAACUACAAGUCAGUUAAAAAGAAAUCACUGUCCAGAUACAAUGAGGCAUUUGUUGGUGCAAAAUGUGUAACUUGAUUUGUCAGCUCAAGUAUGCUUACAGUGUAGAGAGAAGUAUUUUGGCCAAAUUCUGUUGCUGUUAAACCUGAACUGUAUGCUUGUAUAUAUUUUGACUUGUGGUUUUAGUUACGAUUUAGAUUUUAUGAACAUUUUAAUGACACUUUCCCAUCAUGCACAUGGACAUACUAUGACUUCCAGCUUAUAUAUUAAAAGCAAAUAGCCAUUCAACUGGAAGAUAUAAAGAGGAAGUAGUGCCUCAUUGAUAGUUAGAAAAGAGGAAAUUAUGUCCUUCAGUCUCUCUUUCUCCUUUCUUCCCUUUUAUAUUCUGGAAAUUAUACAGCCUACCACAUUUGAUAAUUAAUGUUGGCAUUCUGGGAACUACAAUUACCAGGAAGUGCUUGAUUGGAGAGGGGUAGUGAGGAAUUAAAAAAAUCAGAAUGAAGGCACUGCAAGAAUUUUCCUUUGGCUGCCACUGCAGUGCUCCUCAUAAACAGGUCAGAUGAAUUGAGUUAGCAGGGGAGGAAGUCGUUUUUGGCUUGGAUUUACUAUUGGAGACAGAGAGGAAAUGGGCAGCUCUGAAGGUCAACUCGCUUUGAAAUGGGCUUUCUGAACAAGCUGCUGUAGUUUGCUUGUAACCAACCAAAAGACAAAUAGUGCCCCCCCCCCGUCACCAUGGAGUACAAUCAACCAUUCCCUCAAAUAUUCAAUGUGCCACAGUUUUUAAUUAUUAAAGUGCUCAAAUGAUAAAUAACAGUGAAUUAUAAUUAAGGUACAAUACUGAAAAUGUAUCGCAAUCUCAUCUUUCAACUGGCACGCCAAGAGUAAAUGAUAUCCACCGGAAAUCCUAUAUCGAUACUUCUACUUAGCAGUUAAUAAGUAAGGCAUAAAUACAUGUGUGUGUGGGGGGGGGGACUAUGUGUCUUUUGGUUAGUUGCUUCAUACCAGUGGGAGCCUCAUGUGGUCUUUUGGUAGUUUGCUUGUACUCUGAGCCAAAGGAGUAUGAACUUUGCGUUUUACUGCCUAAACUUGGGUAGGAUGCCCAUUCUACAGAACAUAAGGUUGUUUUUCAUUUGACUGUAAGCCUUAUGAACUAGUGUUUAGUGUGAAAUGCAAAUCAGUUUAGCAGUAUAUUGAUUUAACUUCUAUGUAGAGGUUUCCAAACUGUCGCUUACUGUUAAUAAAAUUUAUAAUAAAUGUUUAAUAAAGUGGAAG